Messenger RNA from Salvia miltiorrhiza (redroot sage), 951 nucleotides. RefSeq names its product ubiquitin-conjugating enzyme E2 19-like. NCBI's taxonomy places the organism in Eukaryota, Viridiplantae, Streptophyta, Magnoliopsida, Lamiales, Lamiaceae. The transcript has 6 exons. The record is from RefSeq and is a predicted model, not a curated record. Bases 227 to 775 code for a protein of 182 amino acids.
CAACACACACUUUCUUUUAUAAACCCACUGCCUAUUUGCCCUUCUCUAAUCAUCUCUCUCUCUCUCUCUCUCUCUGCGAUCGCGGAAGAAGAAUUGACAGAUCCCUUAUCUCUCACUCUAAACUGUCUCUUCUUCUUCGAUCUGCACAGAAUCUUGAACUCUGAAUCUCGAUUCGUCAUUCUCUUGAAAUUCUAUUGUUGAAAUCAAACGGUGAAAAGAGGACGCGAUGGCCAGUGUUACUAACACCCACCACCAAGACAGCAACCCUAACACCCCGGUCGCCGCCGCCGCUCCGCCCAAGCAGACUGUUCCCACCGCGAAAACCGUUGAUACUCAGUCCGUUUUGAAAAGAUUGCAAUCCGAGUUAAUGGCCCUAAUGAUGGGAGGUGAUUCUGGGAUAUCCGCAUUCCCCGAGGAAGACAACAUUUUUUGCUGGAAAGGGACAAUCAGUGGCAGCAAAGAUACCGUCUUUGAAGGAACAGAAUACAAGCUGUCGCUGUCCUUUCCCUCCGAGUAUCCUUUCAAGGCUCCCAAGGUCAAAUUCGAGACAUCUUGCUUCCAUCCUAACGUCGACGUUUAUGGGAACAUAUGCUUGGACAUAUUACAGGAUAAAUGGUCAUCGGCCUAUGAUGUUAGAACUAUAUUGCUGUCGAUCCAGAGUUUGCUUGGAGAGCCCAACAUAAGUUCACCACUUAAUACCCAGGCAGCAGCGCUUUGGAGCAACCAAGAAGAGUACAGGAAAAUGGUGGAGAAAUUGUAUAAGCCAAUGGUUUGAAAGUUUGUCGUUGGGGAUUGGUGUUUAGCUGUUAGGAUUGAUUGAAACUGAAUGUUUUACUGCCAAGUUACGUUUACUUAAUUUUUUUCAUAUGCUAAGUUCGCUUAUUCUUUUAAUGUUGUAGAACAAUGUACCCUGUCAGACUUUACAGUGAAUUGUUGAAAAAGAUGUCUAAA